Monopterus albus (swamp eel) is the source of this 3275-nucleotide messenger RNA. It is a transcript of the gene hsf4, whose product is annotated as heat shock transcription factor 4. The record is from RefSeq and is a predicted model, not a curated record. Lineage: Eukaryota; Metazoa; Chordata; Actinopteri; Synbranchiformes; Synbranchidae. Bases 1 to 1317 code for a protein of 438 amino acids. Gene Ontology annotation, biological process: regulation of DNA-templated transcription. Gene Ontology annotation, molecular function: sequence-specific DNA binding; DNA-binding transcription factor activity. The transcript is spliced from 13 exons.
AUGCAGGAGUCUCCAGGUGCCAUGGGUGUAGAUGGUAGCUACAUCAGCAACGUUCCAGCGUUCCUCACCAAGCUGUGGACCCUGGUGGAGGAUCCAGAUACCAAUCACCUCAUCUGCUGGAGCGCGACUGGGGCCAGUUUCCAUGUGUUUGACCAGGGACGUUUUGCCAAGGAAGUUCUGCCAAAGUAUUUUAAACACAAUAAUAUGGCGAGCUUUGUUCGACAGCUCAACAUGUAUGGUUUCCGUAAGGUGGUGAACAUUGAGCAGAGUGGUUUGGUGAAACCUGAGAGAGAUGACACAGAGUUCCAACAUUUGUAUUUCCUGCAGGGACACGAACACAUGCUGGAGCACAUCAAGAGGAAGGUAUCCAUAGUGAAGAGUGAGGAGACCAAAGUUCGCCAGGAGGACCUCAGUAAACUGCUGUAUGAAGUUCAGCUACUCAGAACACAACAGGACAACAUGGAGUGUCAGAUGCAGGACAUGAAACAGCAGAAUGAAGUGCUGUGGAGAGAGGUGGUCUCACUGAGACAGAAUCACAUGCAGCAGCAAAAAGUUAUAAACAAGCUGAUUCGGUUUCUGCUCAACCAGAUGCAGUCCAACACACCCAGCACUGUUGGCUUAAAGCGAAAGUUACCCCUGAUGUUGGACGAUGGCUCCCCCAGCCCACCUAGUACCUCCAAGUUCAGCCAUAGUCACCCAAUGGAGCCAGUGCAGGAGCCCUUCUACAUCCAGCCGCCACCCAGUGACACUGCUUCUUGCUCUAAUAGUGGGCUGACAGGAGGACCAAUCAUUUCAGAUGUUACUGACAUGUCUCAGGCCAGCAUGGCUCUCCAGAUGCAGCCUGAUGACACCCAGGAGAAGUGUAUGAUGUUCAUCAAAGAGGAGCCUGUGAGUCCAGGAGUCAGAGGAGGGAAUGUAGGAGGAGGGGAGGCUGUAGUGUUGACCUCCUCCUCUGAGGUGUGCGCCACAGAACCCCCUGUACUUCCUGUCUCAAUGGUCCAGUCUGUUCUAGAGGGGAGGGGCUCAGCUGCCUCUGUGAUAGAGAGGAUGGGUAACAGACCUAUCGUGGACAGAGUGGAGGUUUCAGAAGCAGUGGAGAACGUGGAUAUGACCCUGGAGGAGCUGCAGCAGCUACUGCUCAGGAGCCAUCAGCAGACUACUGUCGAAGCUGGGACAAGUGUUGUUGUGGAUCCCUUCAGUCUAAGCCUACCUCUGACUGAAUGGAACUUCACAGGGAUGGAGCCCAACCUCAAAUCACACAUGUUCCACAACCAGGAAGUGGAGGUUUUUCCAGCUGCCAGCUCUGAGGAGCAGUGAUCUGUGCUGCAGAUGGUCUUUUCUAAAGUGGAAGGGCACAGAAGCUGCUGCCCCCUCAUUAUUUGACUCUACGUGAGUGAGUUUGAGCUCCCACAGUCCUGCCAGGCUGUUUAUUAUAUGUGACUCCACUUUCCUUCUUUAUAUCUACAUAGCAACAAAAUGGUAAAGCCUGAAUAGCUGACUGCCAUCAAACCUAUCACUUACAAAUUCUGUGGGUAUGACUGCAUGAGAAAAGAUGUUAGUUUUUCCUACUAUACCCAAACAAACACGUCUUACGACAUGAUUAUAUUUAAACUCUGAUAGUAAACAGUUGGAUGCAGACAGUGCAUUCUUGGCUUCAGCACUUUAGUCUUUGUGUGAGAGGGAGUUUCCUGCUUGUGGACCUUUAAAUAAAUAUAAAAUAUGUAAAUGUAUGAAUAAAUAUAAAAUAUAAGUAUGUUGAUGGAAUUGUGUUAGGCUACCAAGAUAUACGGUGGAAGAUUCAUGGAUUCAAGCCUCUCUAAAAAUCCAUUAAGAGAUGAUUAGUUUUUUGAAGUACAUCAUGACAGGAUGCUUUACACACUUCAGCACCCAUCUCAUGUAUUGUUACACAGGCCUUACAUAUGUCCAAUGUGACGAUUUAAGAAAAUAUUACAAGAUAAACAUCUCAUUUGACAAGGCAUGAAAGCCACUGCAUUUUAUGCACAAUCUGUAUCACUACUUGUAUAUAAUUAUAACAACAGGGCAUUAAUAGUAGCCUAUUUUUUGUUUAUAAAUGACCAACACUGUAUUUCUCUACACAUGUAUUUGAACAAGAUAAUGAUCUUAAUGGCCUUAAUCACAGGAUUUUUCCAAAACUCAAAAGCAAAACUUAGUCUUAGGGACAUGACGUCUCUGAAUGUCUGUAGAAACAAAGGUGACGUGUUGAAUUUAAUUGACUUGAGUGUGCAGAAAUCUGAGAAACAGCCAAGACAGUGGGAUGCUGUUUUUCAUAUUUUGUAAAAAGAUUAUUCAAAUGUGUAGGAGGCAGUCUUUCAAAAGAUUUCAUUAUCUGACUGUGUAAAUGUACGGUGGGGUGGUUACUUGAGAAUUUAAUCUGUUAUAGAUCUGUUUGAAGAAAUGCAUAUUAAUUCUCUUCAUGGCUACAAAUCAUUAAUAACUCUAUAAUUUUAUUAGAUGUAUAAUACUAGUCCUCACUUCUGGUUGCAGGAAGCAGUUGCAAGGUUAUUUAGUGCUAAAUGUGAAAAACAAAUUACUUAUAGAUAACUUUUUAAUGCAAACUAUACCAUGCAUUUAUUUUUUUUCCAAGGUGAACAUUUUUGUUACAGACCACCUUUCUCUGUGCAUGGUUAAAGGAGAAGGGAGAAAAAGCAAGCUGUGAUGUAAACAAGUGAAAUUGCACUAAAAAUCACAGUUGUGAUAUUUGAGAGUAUAUAGUACCUUUUAGACCCAGCAGUUUACUUGUUAAUGGUUUCUUCAAGGAGUGAUGAAUACACACAUUCAGCUGCUGUUGUGUUCUUAAUUUAUCGUUUUCCAUUUUAACAGUUUGCACCGAAAAUUAAUGUCUGUGUGUUUUGCUGUAUUGAUUUGAUAUAGUAGAUAAAGAAAUAUUUUUUCUCACUGAUUGCAAAGAACUUUACUGUAACCAAGUUUGGCAAAAAGCACCUCUGCACUGUGAAUGGAUGACAAUACAGUAUAUUGGCACAUGUAAACACUGUAAAAAAAAAUCAGCAAAACUUAGUCAGCAAACCCUUUCUUGUUGCAACGAGUACACUUGCUCUCAGCAAAGACACAGUGAUGAUGUUAGUGCUUCAGUGCUUCUGAAAUAGAGCCACAGUUUGCUGAAAAUUUGUUAUUUCAAAGACUAAAGUGUAUUUUUACAGAAAGUCAAAGACACUGAACAUGUAUUCCAUUUGUGCAUGAAAUAUUUAAAUUGUUAAAGCAAAUAAAAGUGAAAGAAAGCAGACCAGACAUUUUUG